UGUCCACUGUGUGCAGACAGUCCAAAGUCACCAGAAGGAAGAAGAAAACCUGUAACAGAGAGAGCUGGCCAAGAGCGAAGACCUAUGCAAAUGAGACCUGCCCACUCUACCAAGAACCAGACGUCUAGAAGCAGAGAUCAGAGCACAUGCGUGCGGCGCUGCACUUGGAAGGAAGAAAGAGGAGGCUCUGAGGGAGCAGGACAUCUCCUGUGAACUCCCCGUGUGCAGCGUGAGGAUGGCGGAGCAGCAGGGCCGGCAGCUCGAGGCCGAGUGCCCCGUCUGCUGGAACCCCUUCAACAACACGUUCCACACCCCCAAAGUGCUGGACUGCUGCCACUCCUUCUGUGUGGAAUGCCUGGCCCACCUCAGCCUGGUGACUCCCGCCCGGCGGCGUUUGCUGUGCCCACUCUGUCGCCAGCCCACCAUGCUGGCCUCAGGACAGCCCGUGACUGACUUGCCCACGGACACUGCCAUGCUCACCCUGCUCCGGCUGGAGCCGCACCAUGUCAUCCUGGAAGGUCGUCAGCUCUGUCUCAAGGACCAGCCCAAGAGCCGCUACUUCCUGCGCCAGCCCCGGGUCUACACGCUGGACCUGGGCCCCGAGCCUGGAAGCCAGGCUGGGCCCCCCCAGGACACAGCCCCCGCCACCGUGCCGAUGCCCAUCCCUAUCCCCAGCCACUACUCUCUGAGGGAGUGUUUCCACAACCCCCAGUUCCAGAUCUUUGCCUACCUGAUGGCUGUCAUCCUCAGUGUUGCUCUGUUGCUCAUCUUCUCCGUCUUCUGGAUCAAGCAGUUCCUUUGGGGUUUGGGGUGAGCCCUAACGAGGAACCAAGCCUUUCUCAGUUGCUGCUGGGUUUGGGGACUGCAAAGCCUCGUUUGGUGUCAUCUUCCUUUGUUGUAUUGUUCAUUUACAAUCCAGGGAUCGGUUGAGCCACGUGUUUACUUCUGAGACCAGAGAAGGGCCUAAUACAACAAGGAAACAACAAAAGCUGAAGGGCUGGGGGAUGUGGAGAGAUCUCUGGGUGUGAAACGUGGGGUUGUGGAAGGGCAAGGAAGCAGUUCUAUGACUAUAGAGCUACACAGCCAGUUGUGCCAAAGGGCUGGACAAUGGUAUCCAGGAACCUAACCUAAAUAGCAAGUUGUGUUUCUCACUGGAGCUGCUUUGGACUCAGUUCACAUUUUUUUGAGUUGUGAUUUUUACUAUGGGCUGCUAAACAUCUUGGAAAGUGAGCUUCAAUUCUGUGGGUGAAUGUGUUUGUUUUCCCCUUUUCCUGUUUCUCUUUGGAUGUUUUGCCACCAGUGACAGUAAAAAUGUUCUGCAUUCAUGAAUGCAUUCACUUGUUCAUUCUACAACCAUUUCCUGGGCCGGUGCCGAGUGCCAGGACUAAGGGAAGAGAAAAGUGAGAUUUUUCCAGGGGUGGCAGAUGGCCCUUAACAGCAGAGAAGGCAUGUUCAUUCAGCUGCUUCUUAUACAAGACCUCUUGCCAGCAUGCAGUUCAUGGAGUAUUAGGAGUAUAAAAAUCUAAAGGCAAAAGAAGCCAAAUCAGUGGAUUAGGAGAAAUCUAGGAUUUGGAGGAAUAGGUUGUUAUUCCUCCUGGCAGGGGCAAAGGCCAUUAAUAGAAUGGGUAAGGUGAGAGCUCUGACUCCCCUCCCCCAAGCACGGUAAUUCUGUUCUCAUGAAGGAAGACAAAAACCCUGGAUAGAGGCGAAGCCUUAGUUCCCAUCCCAGGCCAUAGUCGGGAGAGGGGACCUUGGUUUUCACUUUACACGAUAAAAUUCAGGAACCAAGGAAAUGAGAUAGAAUUUGGAGGCUCAGGCUGUUGCUUGACAAGUUGCCACCUUGCACUGUCUAAAACCUGAUUUCUGCUUCUCUAGUUUGAACCUUGCCUGGUGGCUCAGGGCUCUGAAACAAUCUCAAAGUGGAUAAAACACCAUCAAAAUUAUGAAAAGAUAAUAUUUUGAGUUUUUUUUUUUAAUUUGUAGAAUAAACUUUCAGAGGACA
Messenger RNA from Lemur catta (Ring-tailed lemur), 2002 nucleotides. RefSeq names its product ring finger protein 183 (gene RNF183). The record is from RefSeq and is a predicted model, not a curated record. Gene Ontology annotation, biological process: protein ubiquitination. NCBI's taxonomy places the organism in Eukaryota, Metazoa, Chordata, Mammalia, Primates, Lemuridae. The coding region runs from base 236 to 814 and encodes 192 amino acids. Gene Ontology annotation, molecular function: ubiquitin protein ligase activity. The transcript is spliced from 2 exons.